CAUCGUAUUCCUGGGGGACGGCAUCAGACUGACAAACACAAACCAGAAGAGAAAGCAAGGGGAUGUCCAUGGACCUUUUCUCCAUCAGACAAACAAUCCCAGCACACCACCAACGCACACACGCACACCCUCCUCGCCUCACCUCCCGACACCUCGGCACCGCUUCCACGUCCACAUAGAGCCAGGAGAAACCGGGAAACCCACACCAUCUUCCACAGAGCCCGCCAGAGAUGUUUUCUUCAGUGACUGAGUCCAGGCUAGAGAUCUUUAAUGUGGCUGAUGGGGUCGAGGGAGGAGAGAAGGCCCCCGCUCAGAACGGAGUACACAUGGUGUUCGAGCGCUUCCUGCAGCCCUGUCUGGCCGAGCUGUUUGGGACCACCCUGUUUGUCUUUGUCGGCUGUGUGUCUGUGAUCGGGAACCAGGGGGUGGAGGGUGUGGUCCAGCCGGCGCUCGCCCAUGGCCUGGCGCUGGGGGUGCUCAUCACUGUCCUGGGGAAGAUCAGUGGUGGUCACUUCAAUCCAGCUGUGUCUCUGAGCUUGUACCCGUGUGGAGGCAUGGAGCUCCCCCUGCUGGGCCCGUACAUGGUAGUCCAGAUGUUGGGGGGGAUGAUAGGCGCCGGUCUGGCCAAGGUAAGAGCUCACACCCGUAGCCAGGUGGCUCCGCUCUGCAUCGGCCUCACCCUCAGCUCCUGCGUCCUCGCCGGAGGGGCCGUGUCCGGGGCCUGUAUGAACCACUACUGGAACUAUCACUGGAUCUACUGGGUGGGGCCCCUCUGUGGGGCCCUUCUCACUGUCACCUUUGUUCGGCUGUUGUUUGGGGACCAGACGACGCGUGUCUUACUGAAAUAAAACAUCUUACGUCGACGGAUCACCGGCAGCACCGCCAUGUUGAUGUCAGACCAAAACAACCAAGAACUUGGGGUCAACUCUGCUCUCAGGAGCAGCUACAUAGAAAUAAAUGUAAAUCCCCUUUAUUUUUGUCCAAUGUAUGUUAAAUUUUUGGAUUCAAAACCCAUUCAUAAACCAUGCAUUUUAAGUAUUUAGUUUAUUCAUGUGUUGAUAAUCAUCAUAUAGGAGUUGUACAAUGUAUUGAAAGUCUGGAGGUGAAUAAAGUUGCAACAAAAAUGUACGCUACAUUGGAGGCACCUACUUUGAUACAGACAAUCAACCUUCUAUGGUUGAUCAAUAUCUACAAUGUGUAACAGUUUAUAAUAGUGUUUAUUGUUUGGGGCAAAGUCCCUAGAUGGAAAACCUUUUAUAUGGCAGAUAUAGGGUUGUUCUUAGAAACACAACACAUAAUCAUAAAACUGUUGCAACAACAAAAAACACUAAGAUUUGAAUUGAUAUGGUUAAAUGGCCAGAAUGUCAUACUGGGUGUUUUGUGUCGUUAACCAAGUGUUAUUGAGGUAAAAAUGCCUAAUUUGUCUAGUGGAUACUCUAUCUGGCUAACUUGAGAUAUAUUCAGGUGGCUUCCAAAUAUAGGCCGCACUUAAGUUGUAUGGAAUAUAAAGUGACGAUUUAAAGAUAAAGUGUACUUUUCCGCCUAUAUUAUGCACAGACAUUCUGCCAAUUCUGCGACGACGAUCGAAGA
This is a messenger RNA of Gadus macrocephalus (Pacific cod), 1590 nucleotides long. Its product is annotated as aquaporin-8-like. The record is from RefSeq and is a predicted model, not a curated record. Gene Ontology annotation, cellular component: plasma membrane. Gene Ontology annotation, biological process: water transport; transmembrane transport. Lineage: Eukaryota; Metazoa; Chordata; Actinopteri; Gadiformes; Gadidae. Gene Ontology annotation, molecular function: water channel activity.